UCGCUGCUCGUCAUCGACUUCUGGUUCUACUGGACGCACCGCGCCAUGCACCACAGCUCCAUCUACCGCGCCAUCCACAAGAUGCACCACCGCUUCACGGCGCCGACGGCCGUCGCGGCCGUCUACGCGCACCCCGUCGAGUUUCUGGUCGGCAACGUCGGCGGCGUCGCGCUCGGGCCCAUUUUGUGCAACGCGCACCCCUACACGGCCUGGGCCUGGUUCGCCGUCAGCCUCUUGAGCACCUGCGGGUCCCACAGCGGCUACGCGGCGCUCGGCGCGGACAAGCACGACGAGCACCACCGGCUCUUCGACUGCAACUUCGGC
Messenger RNA from Aureococcus anophagefferens, 324 nucleotides. RefSeq lists its product as hypothetical. The record is from RefSeq and is a predicted model, not a curated record. Gene Ontology annotation, molecular function: C-4 methylsterol oxidase activity; iron ion binding. NCBI's taxonomy places the organism in Eukaryota, Pelagophyceae, Pelagomonadales, Pelagomonadaceae. The annotation marks the transcript as partial. The transcript has a single exon. Gene Ontology annotation, biological process: sterol biosynthetic process.